CUCUCUCCUCUCUCUCUCUCUCUCUCUCUCUCUCUCUCUCUCUCUCUCUUUCUCAGAGUUAGUUGUAACAGAAAUAACAUCAAACUCUCCUCUUCUCUUUAAGCUUAUAGCAACGGCCAAAUGCGUUGAUUCAAUUCUCUCUCUCUGAGACAUCAAAAUCUGAAUGUGGCUUCCAUAGAUCUUUCAUCAUUUCCCUAGAUCUUACAUUUGAACUGCCCCGGGAUGUCUUCUACAAGUAACUUGUCUUUGCUGAUGUGAAUCUCGGUACCAUUUAGCGAUAGUUUCAAUUACUUGGAAGUUGCUAGGUUAUUAUUAGAAUUAACUUCAACAAGGACUCAUUGAAGUACCCAUCCUUUGGAGAAUUUGAAGAAUUCGGACUCUAAAUAUUAUCUGGUGGCGGCUACUAUAGUGUCAAGUAGUGGCAGUCAGCGUGUGAUUACACAAAUGGAUGUUUCACUUCAAGGAAGGAAGCAGAAUUUGCAGACACAUGCUCGUAAAAAUAUGUCAAGGGGGGCCAACAAAGAUCUGUGGCUUGUUGUUCAAGAAGGAACAUUGGGCGACGUGGAUUCUGCACUGGCCUUUCUGAAGAAGAGUGGUAGUAAUAUCAAUACAAGAAACAUAUUUGGUCUCACUCCUCUUCAUAUUGCAACCUGGAGGAAUCACAUUCCCAUUGUUAGGAGGCUUCUUGGAGCUGGUGCUGACCCAGAUGCUAGGGAUGGGGAAUCAGGAUGGAGUAGCCUUCACAGAGCUCUGCAUUUUGGUCAUCUUGCUGUGGCAAGCAUACUUCUCCAGUCUGGUGCUUCUAUUACACUGGAGGACUUUAAAUACCGAACACCUGUUGAUUUGAUGUCUGGGCCUGUGUUGCAAGUUCUUGGUAGUGAACGGAGUUCAGUAACAACAGAGGUUUUCAGUUGGGGAAGUGGUGCAAACUAUCAACUUGGAACUGGAAAUGCGCACAUUCAAAAGUUGCCAUGCAAGGUUGAUGCUCUUCAUGAUUCUUUAAUCAAGUUUGUUUCUGCCGCUAAAUUCCAUAGUGUAGCAGUCACUUCUCGAGGAGAAGUCUAUUCGUGGGGAUUUGGAAGAGGGGGGCGACUUGGGCACCCUGAUUUUGAUAUACACAGUGGUCAAGCUGCGGUUAUCACUCCUCGGCAGGUAACAUUUGGUCUAGGGUCCCGUCGGGUGAAGGCAGUUGCGGCAGCUAAACAUCACACUAUUAUUGCUACGGAUAGUGGGGAGGUGUUCACCUGGGGAUCCAACCGAGAGGGUCAGCUUGGCUACACCUCUGUGGACACGCAACCUACACCUCGUAGGGUGAGUUCCCUCAGGUCAAAGGUUGUCGCUGUUGCUGCAGCAAACAAGCACACCGCUGUUGUUUCUGAUAAUGGUGAAGUUUUCACUUGGGGUGGCAACAGAGAGGGCCAGCUUGGCUAUGGUACAUCCAACUCUGCAUCAAACUACACUCCUAGAGUAGUUGAAUACUUGAAAGGCAAGGUUUUUACAGGGGUUGCAGCAGCAAAAUAUCACACACUUGUCUUGGGAAUUGAUGGAGAGGUAUACACUUGGGGUCAUCGACUUGUUACGCCAAAACGGGUUGUUGUUUCUAGAAGUUUGAAAAAGGGUGGAAAUACUUCUUUGAAGUUCCAUCGCAAGGAACGGCUCCAUGUGGUUUCGGUAGCUGCAGGGGUGGUACAUAGCAUGGCACUCACAGAUGAUGGUGCUUUGUUUUAUUGGGUUUCCUCAGAUCCUGAACUUAGAUGCCAACAGCUUUACUCGCGGUGUGGAAGAAAUUUGGUGAACAUAUCUGCAGGGAAGUACUGGACUGCAGCUGUUACAUCUACAGGUGAUGUUUAUAUGUGGGAUGGAAAGAAUGGCAAGGAUAAGCUGCCAGUUGCUACUCGGUUACAUGGUACAAAGAGGGCUACUUCAGUUUCAGUUGGUGAAACGCAUUUGUUAAUUAUUGGUUCUCUUUAUCGACCUGCCUAUACUUCCAAUGAGGUGAAGGAUCCCCAGAAGUCAAUUAUUAAGGAUGAGCUAGAAGAGAUCGAUGAAGAUCUUAUGUUUAAUGAUAUGUGCUUGGAGAAUGCUUCAGCCAUUAUACAAGAUGAUGAUUCCAGCAAGAAAGCCAUACCAAGCUUAAAAAGCAUUUGUGAAAAAGUGGCUGCAGAGAAAUUAGUGGAGCCACGAAAUGCUAUUCAGAUGCUUGAAAUUGCAGAUUCACUCGUUGCAGAUGAUUUAAGGAAGUAUUGUGAGGAUGUUGCCAUUAGAAAUCUUGACUAUAUUUUUACUGUAUCAUCGCAAGCUGUUGCUGGAGCUUCACCAGAGAUUCUAUGUAACCUCGAAAAAUCAUUGGAUUUGAAGUCAUCUGAACCAUGGAGCUACCGUCGUCUCCCAACUCCAACAGCUACUUUCCCUGCUGUUAUUUAUAGCGAGGACGAAGAUAGUGAAAGCGAGGUUCAAAGAACACGUGACAACCAUACCAAGAAAUCUACCUCCAAAAAGGAAAUGCACCACAGACCAGAUUCCUUUCUACAACCCAAAGAUGAUCCAAAUUUAGGUAUUGGCAAGGAAGUUCGAGCCCUGCGGAAAAAGCUGCAGCAGAUUGAGAUGCUUGAAGAAAAACAAUCUAAUGGGUAUCUUCUGGAUGACCAGCAAAUUAAAAAGCUUCAAACUAGGUCAGCUGUGGAGAGUUUGCUUGCUGAUCUCGGGGUUCCAAUGGAGACAACAGAGUUGAAGGCACCAGAUGGAAAAAGCAGUAAAAAAGUUGAGCUUUCAAGAAAACAGAGGAGAAAGAACAAACAAAAUUCUACGCAAGUGACUUGGUUUACUGGAAGUGAAAUAGAACCUAAUUCAAUAAAAGGUUUCUUGAGUAGUGAAAUCUCUCAAAACUCGGUAAAUAAGGAUGAUGAGUCCACGAUUGGGGAGAUUAUGACCACCGAAACUACUACAGAGUCAGCUUUAUGUGCCCCAAAGCAGAAGCUAGACUCAGCAAAGAACACUAUGUCAUCUCCAACAGUUUCCAAGAAGAAAAGUAAAAAGGGUGGGCUUUCAAUGUUCUUGAGUGGUGCACUUGAUGACUCCCCUAAAUAUAUUGCUCCUCCACCAACCCCAAGAACUGAGGGUCCUGCAUGGGGCGGGGCUAAAAUUUCUAAAGGAUAUGCGUCUCUUCGUGACAUUCAAGAUGAGCAAAUUAAGAUUAAGGAGCAUCAACCAACUAAAAAUAAAGUUCCCUCGGAAGACCCCGUUAUCGCCAAAGGUGAUGGGAAGUUCCUAUUGAGCUCAUUUUUGCCUUCUAAACCAAUUCCAGUGGGCUCCGUUGUCUCAACCCCUGCUUCAGUGGCAAAUGAAGGUGAAAGAUGUACACCUCCCUGGACUGCUUCAGGAACUCCUCCGCUUCUUUCUCGUCCAUCUCUUAGGGACAUCCAAAUGCAGCAGAAGGGAAAACAGCAGCUUAAUGUGUCUCACAGUCCAAAGACAAAAACAGCUGGAUUCUCAGUCACUAAUGGUCAGGGUUCGCCACUGGACUCCUCUGGAUUGAACCGGUGGUUCAAACCCGAAGUGGAUGCACCUCCCUCAUCAAUCCGUUCGAUCCAGAUCGAGGAAAAGGCCAUGAAGGACCUAAGGCGCUUCUACAAUAGUGUUAAGGUUGUCAAUAGUCCUUUUUAAUGGUGGCAUCUGAUCUGGCUUUGUUGGCGUAAGACGAGGCCCCUGUUUGGUCUUUAUAUUUAUUUAAAUCCUGUUUUGGUUAAAUUCAGUGCUGUAAAUCUAACUGUAUAGUUUAGCUUAGGGAUAUAGUUCAUUCUCUUCAGUCUUCCCGCACUUUAUUUACCCCUCCUGGUAAAUGCUCUGCAAUGUAAUGUAGUAGCAAUUGGCACCAUUAAUCUUUAGGUCUCUUACAAUUUUUUCUCAUUCAAGAGACGGUAAAACUCGUCAUGUCAGUGAUGCUGGCAAAUGAUAUAUAUAAAUAAGUGGCCAUGCGGCUGGUCUUUGAUUCAA
Messenger RNA from Argentina anserina (silverweed cinquefoil), 3993 nucleotides. RefSeq lists its product as uncharacterized. Lineage: Eukaryota; Viridiplantae; Streptophyta; Magnoliopsida; Rosales; Rosaceae. The transcript has 11 exons. The record is from RefSeq and is a predicted model, not a curated record. Bases 445 to 3663 code for a protein of 1072 amino acids. Gene Ontology annotation, molecular function: protein binding.